AUGGCUAUUGGAGGGGAAUAUUCUGCAUGCUGUAAGGUGAAGGGUCCAGGGGUUGGCCUGCUUGGUUUCUCCAAAGGAGCUGAAGUGUCCCUUACCAUGGCUGCCUUCCUGAAGCACAUCUCAGCUGUUGCUUCCCCAGUGGGAAGCAUUCCCAUUCUGGGAAGCAAUAGGAACAUUCCCUCUGUGACUGUUACAUUGAACAAAGCCAAGGCCACCAAUUCCAAAUUUCUUGAUUAUUCUGAUGUUAUUGAUUAUCCUGGCAACCAAAGCCUGAUCCCACUAGAGAAAGGUGAGGCACAGUUUCUAUUCAUGGUGGGCCAAGAUGACCGUGUUAUCAAAAGUGAGUAUUAUGCUACUGAAGCCUGCAAGCUUCUGCAAGCUCAAGGGAAGGAAAAUUUUCAGAUUCUCUCCUACCCUGGAACAGGGCACUGCAUAGACCCACCCUUUUUCCCUUUGUACCACAUAGGAAGCCACCCCGUUUUUCACAAGCGAGCAGUCCUGGGAGGGGAGGUCAGGGCUUAUUCUAAAGCUCAGGUUCAUGCUUGGUCACAGAUCCAGGAAUUUUUCAAAAAGUAUUUAACUGUUAGCUAA
This is a messenger RNA of Camarhynchus parvulus, 591 nucleotides long. Its product is annotated as putative acyl-coenzyme A thioesterase 6. Gene Ontology annotation, biological process: fatty acid metabolic process; acyl-CoA metabolic process. The record is from RefSeq and is a predicted model, not a curated record. NCBI's taxonomy places the organism in Eukaryota, Metazoa, Chordata, Aves, Passeriformes, Thraupidae. Gene Ontology annotation, molecular function: fatty acyl-CoA hydrolase activity.